Messenger RNA from Carya illinoinensis, 1881 nucleotides. Its product is annotated as glycine oxidase. Lineage: Eukaryota; Viridiplantae; Streptophyta; Magnoliopsida; Fagales; Juglandaceae. The coding region runs from base 178 to 1623 and encodes 481 amino acids. The record is from RefSeq and is a predicted model, not a curated record. The transcript is spliced from 9 exons. Gene Ontology annotation, molecular function: oxidoreductase activity. Gene Ontology annotation, cellular component: cytoplasm.
UAGAGAAGGUUAAGGAAAAUAAGAGAAAAUGCUAUUAUUAUAUAGCAUUAAUCAGAACUGUAAUCAGUAAAGCAAUCAUACUUGCAAAUCAAUAUUUCUGAAUUUCAGUUGGUCACUGCACCUACAUUCGAUCGAUUUGAGCAAAGGAGGAAAGCUAGAGACGAGAGAAGACAAAAAAUGGCUUCAGCUUCGACGUUUUGCCCAAAUCCAAGCCCUUGCACCAGUCGCGUCGUCUCCUCUUCAAGGAGACGGUUUACUAGCUUCGCCUUCAAAUCAGGCAGAACCUUGUUUGGCUCCGGCGUACCCUCCCGAAAUUUCUUUUCGCUGUCGACAAGAGUAAAUCGUACUGGGCCCGUUCCGAUUUAUGCUUCUUCUCAGACUUUUGAUGUGGUAAUCGUCGGAGCUGGAAUCAUCGGGUUGACUAUCGCCCGCCAGUUCCUGAUCGGUUCGAACUUGUCCGUCGCCGUCGUCGACAAGGCCGUCCCUUGUUCCGGUGCUACUGGUGCCGGGCAAGGCUAUAUAUGGAUGGUACUCAAAACACCUGGAAGUGAGAAAUGGGAGCUGGCAAUGAGAAGCCGCAAAUUGUGGGAGAUGCUGGCAGAGAGCAUACAUGAUCAAGGUUUGAAUCCUGCUGAAGUGAUGGGUUGGAAGAAGAGAGGAAGCCUAUUAGUUGGUAGAACUCCUGAAGAAUCGGAUUUAUUAAAAAGGAGAGUGCAGCAGCUAUCUGAGGCUGGAUUGCGAGCAGAGUACAUGUAUAGUCAUGAUUUGCUUCAAGAGGAACCUGCACUUAUGGUUGGAGAAGAUGGUGGCGCUGCCUUUCUACCUGAUGACUCCCAAUUGGAUGCUCAACUUACUGUUGCAUUUAUUGAAAAGGGCAAUAGACUUUUUGCAUCAAAAGGCAGAUAUGCAGAGUUCUAUCAUGACCCGGUAACAUGUUUGUUGAGGUCUGGUAGCCAUGGGGAGGUCAAAGGUGUACAGACUUCCAAAAAUACCUUGUACAGUAAUAAGGCUAUCAUUGUUGCAGCUGGUUGUUGGAGUGGGUCUUUGAUGCAUGAAUUGUUUAGAGAAUCAGAUAUUUUGUUGGAUGUCCCCGUGAAGCCACGAAAGGGUCACCUCCUUGUGCUUGAAAAUUUCAAUGCCCUUCAACUAAAUCACGGUCUAAUGGAGGUGGGUUAUAUUAAACAUCAAACCAUUUUAGCUUCAGAGCAACUUGAUCAUGGGCAAGCCUUGUCUGUUUCAAUGGGAGCCACUAUGGACACCUUGGGGAACCUUACUCUGGGAAGUAGCCGCCAGUUUGCAGGUUUCAGCUCUGAAGUGGAUGAGCCUGUUGUUGCUCAAAUAUGGAAGCGUGCUGCAGAAUUUCUUCCCAAGUUAAGAGAAUUUUCCCUUUCGGACUUCAGUAGGAGCAGAAAAGUGAGAAUAGGACUACGUCCCUAUAUGCCUGAUGGGAAGCCAAUGAUCGGGCCUGUGCCUGGGAUGACGAAUGUGUUUCUUGCGACUGGGCAUGAAGGGGAGGGGCUUUCUUUGGCUUUGGGAACUGCUGAAAUGGUUGCAGAUAUGGUGCUGGGCAAUCCAGGGAGAGUUGAUAGUGCACCUUUCGCGGUUCAAGGCCGCGGUUGUUGAGUGUGAUUUCACUUUAAUAUCAUGUGAUGAGAUAUCACUCCAACUCCAAGCAAUUUGUAUGGUAAACAAGCAUGAGCUAGAAUGAACAAAGACAUUUGUAUCGAGGCAACGCACCAAUGGUUUAGAGUUCUAAAGAAAAGUUCUCUUGGUAGGACUGUUCACCUGACCUGAAAAUACUCUUCCGACCCGACCUGAUCUAGAGUCAUUCUGAUUAGCCGAUUAACCGAUUAGCCGACCCUAAAAAUCUUUCGGAAGAAA